CUUUCAUUAACCUUUACAACAUUUUUACCCAAAUAAAAGCUACAACGCAUUGUCGACUUCAUUAAAUAUUACCUCUACUAUUCAGCAUAUUCUCAACCCCCCCUUGUCCCAGCAAAGUGGUACGUUCCAAGUACGGACUCACCCUGAGUGCUGUAGAGAUGUAACUGGAAGCCAUUUUGGCUCAACCCGAAGCCGCCAGCAGUGUUGACGCCGAGCUCGUUUGAGCCAGAAUGAAGGUUCUAGUACUCCAGUUUCACAUUAGUGAUUCUAUUCUCCCAAGAGGAGUUGCUAGGAUGCAAACAUCAUUAUAAGCUCUACCGACCCCUAUCUGACACACUGCAUACAUUACUCAAUUACAUCUACAAAGACGCCCGGACAAACGAUUUAUCGAUGUCCGAUGACGUUAAUUUAUUCAAUCGCGGCUUAUGUAUAUAAAUAUAAAACAUGAUAUAAUGGCGACGGGGUGCACGCAAGAAUCCGUUCUGGACUUUCUAUUGGAAAACGGGGGGCGUGUGAAAAACAAGGACUUGAUAGCGCAUUUCAAAGUCUUCCUAAGCAGUGAAAAUACGAAGCGAGCCGUGUUAAAAGAGAGAUUUAAGCGUUUUGUGGACAAUAUCGCGUAUGUUAAGCAGGAAAACGGGGAGAAAGUGGUGUGUUUGAAGAAGAAGUACAGAUACGCGGAGAUACGGAGCGGGCGCGCGCAGGAUGAGAAGCCCGAUGUGGAUGAUGUGGAUGAUGAUGAUGAAGAAGACAUCAAUAAAGGAUUGAAAGCGUUGCAGUUAGGAGAGAACGUCUAUGUUAAGGCAGAAACUGGUGAAAAACAUGAUCUGAAUAUAAAAUCUGAGGUGCACGCAGGCGCUGUUACUGUGAGAGAUGCUGAAUGUGAGGAGGUGUGUGUGUCAGACAUCGCACUGAUCGAGAAAGACAGUUCUUCCGUUUCUCACUGUGAUCUCUCAGAGGGAUCUAAUGAUAAUGAUAGCAAAACAAGUGUUCCAGAGCUUUCCAAUGCCCAGCCAACCGGACAGCCGGAAUCUAGGGCAGGAGAACUGGAGUUGAAGGCUACAGUUGGCAAAGCUUGCGUCACAUCAUCAUCAUCAUCCCAGGUCAUCACUAUUCGCCGGAGAACAUCGAGGGGAUCUCAGCGCAGUUUGCUGGGCUCUUCUGAGGAUGGUGCACAGUCACAUGAUGGACAGUCUGAGGAGGCCAGCACCCCGAAAGGCAGCCGCAAGAACUUCAUCGAGUUGAUGAAGAGCAGUUCUCCACAGGUGAGGCGCUCACUGGUGCAUCGCAGCCACGGCCACACGUCCUGCAGAAACAGUGAGUUCAGAUCGUCAUCUGUGGAGGAGGACUGUGCGUCGGUAACCUUAGACCCACUGGAGCACGAGUGGAUGAUGUGUUCGGCAGAUGGGGAAUGGGACAGUCUCCAGCGGCUGCUCGUGUGUGAACCCACACUCAUCUCCAAGAGGGACUUCGUGACCGGCUUCAUGUGUCUGCACUGGGCGGCCAAGCAAGGCAAACUCGAGCUCUUCGCAAAGCUGGUGGAUUUCGCCAAGCGGAACAACGUGUGCAUCGACGUCAACGCGCGGUCGAGCGCCGGCUACACACCCCUGCACCUCGCGGCCAUGCACAAUCACGUCGAGGUGGUGAAGCUCCUGGUCGGGGCUUACGAUGCCGACGUCGACGUGAGGGAUUACAGCGGGAGGAAAGCGUCUCAGUACCUGAAAGACACCGUCACAGGGGACAUUAAAGACAUCAUAGGGGACUGUGCGCACUCGGAUAUGGAGAACGCGUCGGGAGCCGGACGAUGGAAGCUUCCCAGAGUCCUUCCGUCAAACCUGAACCCGCUUCGGCUGCUGAACCACCCCGAGGAGAUCGCAGGAGAUGCCAAACCCAGGUCUCUGUACCGGAAGUCGUCCAUCGGGCGGAUCCGGCUCCAGAGGAACCGCUUCAAAACGCAGAUCGUUCACAGCACUUCAUUCAGGGAGAGCGAGGAGGGAGAGGAUUCGCUCAAGAGCCCGGUCAAAUCCAGGCCCGUGUCAAAUCUCUUCGGCUGAGAUGGGAGUAUAAUAGAUGCAAAUUAUGCAAAUCAGCAGCCUGAUAGGUUUACGUCUGACGGCGUGAUUUAGGUGUUUUGGUUACACUUUACUUAACCCUCAGGUGCUCUUCGUUUCGGAGUCACACUUGUUAUCUUCCCGGUCAAAAGU
Pimephales promelas (fathead minnow) is the source of this 2204-nucleotide messenger RNA. It is a transcript of the gene sowahca, whose product is annotated as sosondowah ankyrin repeat domain family Ca. Gene Ontology annotation, molecular function: protein binding. Lineage: Eukaryota; Metazoa; Chordata; Actinopteri; Cypriniformes; Leuciscidae. The record is from RefSeq and is a predicted model, not a curated record.